Messenger RNA from Penaeus vannamei (Pacific white shrimp), 1360 nucleotides. The record is from RefSeq and is a predicted model, not a curated record. Lineage: Eukaryota; Metazoa; Arthropoda; Malacostraca; Decapoda; Penaeidae.
CAAUAUCUCUUGUGUUUCGAAAAGUGGGCCAAGAUGAUGCAUGGAAAUUGGGUGGUUCGAUUUCAGUUCCUUUCAUGAUAGUGUUCAUUAUCAACCUGAACUUAAAUGUCGGAUGGCUUUUUGCUUGGGAUGCAGUUAACGCUACAGGUUCUGCAAUACUUCUGCUACUUAUAGCAAUUACUAAUGCUAUUGCCAUUAGUUUGUCUUCGGUAAGCUUUGGAAGAGUAGCAUCAGAUCUAUAUCAGAAUUCAAGGCUUGACUUUUGGGCAGGAGUUUGUGUUCUAAAUGGAUAUGAUAUAUAUGAUACUUGGACUACACUUGCUGCCCUAAUCAAUCUCACUGCCUUCUUUAUGUAUGAGACUGAUAUUGACGGUAACAGUGUGUGCAUCGGUGUGCUGGUAUUUGUGUUGGUGGCCUAUUCUGGAUACUUUAUUUUGGAGAAUACUUUAUUAACCUUUUGGGGGAAUCCAUGCUUCACACACUACUUAGUGCUGUUAUGGGCAGUAGUAGGCAUAUAUGCAGAGCAGAAAGACAAAGCAAGCACAGCAGUUGUUGCUCUGCUCAUAACAUUGAUUGUUGCAUCAUCACUUAUGUUUAUUGCCCGUGUGAUCAUUCUGUUCGUCAGAAACAGAAAAAAUACCUUUUACAAGAGAAGCAUCAUGUGAAUUGGUACUGGUAAUUCAAAACUGCACUAAUUGCAGUGCUACAUUUGCAAUUCUUUGAUGGAAUGGUGUGAUUUCUGGUUUUCCAAUAAUGUUAUUGAAGCAAGAAAAAAAUGUGGAAUGAAUUAUCAGUGCUUUACAUGUGAUUAUUUUUUGAGAGUUUAUGUAUAAUUUCAAAUUUUUAUCCAGUGAUUUUUACAAUUUAUAACAUGGAGUGUUUUUAUUUGCCAAUUACAUAAUCCAUAUAAGUUCCCUCUGAGAAUCUAGCAGUGCAGCUUUUUAUGAUAGCUGAUUAUAUUUCUGUCUGUUGUGCAUUAUUAGACUCAUAAAAAAAAGAUACUAGAGGCUUACAGUUCAUGUUUUCCUGAGAAUCUCCUUGAUACGUUUGAAAUGCUUGAUAUCAUCGCUUUCUGAUAAUUCAUUGUCUUGAUACCAAUUUUUUUUUUGAAAAGUGAUUUUAUUUGACUUAUUACAAAUACUUUAAUAUAUUUAUCUCCUCAUAUCCAAUGCAUAUUUAUUGUAUUUUUCUCGUAUAAUACAGUAAUAUAUUAACUUAGGAAGAGUAAGUUUUAUCACUUUCAGUUACAUUAGCAAGUGUGAUGAAAUAUCAUAGUAGUGUGAAUAGAUACACAUAAUAUGAAUUUUUUAUUAUGUAAAUGUAAUAAAAUAUUUUCAUUAAACAAGUUGUAAAGACUUAA